Messenger RNA from Cladocopium goreaui, 593 nucleotides. The record is from the annotation of a GenBank genome assembly. NCBI's taxonomy places the organism in Eukaryota, Dinophyceae, Suessiales, Symbiodiniaceae.
UGAUGCCCACAGCCGCAGUUGCGCCCAAGGUAACUGGCGGAGCUGGGUCGCAUAAGGCGAUCGACGGCCUGUUGGUAGCGCUGGAUGCUGUGGCGGCGGCACCGCAAGGACACUUGUUGUUGAGCGCACGCUUCAACAAUGAUGAGAUUAUUGCGUAUAUGAGGGCAGUGAAGAAGCAGCUGGAAGCUCGAAACAUACCGGUUUUCGUGGUUGAAGCAACCGUCGGCCAAAGUUUUGCUGACCUGACGCGGAUAGGAUUGCUCCGUGCCAAAGGCAUGGUAGCAUUCUGCACCUCGGAAUAUGGUGCAUACACUGGUGUAGGAUAUGAAACUUUCCAUGAGCUUGAAUUUGCUCAUGACCACCAGUUGCCCUUGUUUCCGAUUAGGCUCUGUGAUGAGUGGCCACCAGCGCCGCAGAACAACGAACGAGGCAUCUAUCAGAAUCAAUUCGUGUUCAAAAAUAGCCUGAUGUACAUAGAUGAUCGGCAGAUGACUCGGGCCCAAUGGGUUGCUGAUCAGAUUGCUGAAGCUGUCGCAUUCAUGGGCAUUUUCGGACCAAAACCACGAGCUACUUGGCUGCACAGAACUUUUUGA